CCCAGAGCUGCGCUGUGGCUGCAGAAAGGCGCACAUAUGCUGACACUUUAAACAGGAUGUAGCGACUGAAGCAGACCACGGAAAGAGAGACAGAAGAAGAAGCAAAAAAAAAGCGGAUGAAUUAAUGUAAUGUGACAAACAGCAGACUGACAGAAAUGACCGCUUCAGUGGAGGAGAGGAAGAAGACAAGAGGAGUCCCGGUGAGGAGGCGCCUCACCGCCGCUGGCAGGUCUUGACGCCCGGUGACCUGAAGGAGCCAAGCCGCCGCAGUGAGCAGCAGCACGGCGAUAAAAAGCACGGACGGCACAACCGGAACAGUCCAAAACAACCUUGAGAGCGAGCAUGGCGAGCCUGAACGACUGCUGCGUGAAGGUUGCGUUGAGGAUUCGUCCUCAGAUGGCGAAGGAGAAGAUCGAGGGCUGCCACGUCUGCACGCUGGUCACACCCGGAGAACCGCAGGUCCUCCUGGGAAAAGACAAGGCCUUUACGUACGACUUCGUGUUUGAUAUCGACUCAGAGCAGCAGCACAUCUACCAGGCCUGUGUGUACAAGCUCAUCGAGGGCUGCUUGGAGGGCUACAACGCAACCGUGUUUGCUUACGGACAGACAGGCUCAGGGAAGACCUACACCAUGGGAACGGGUUUCGAUGUGAGCCUGAGCCAGCAGGAGCAGGGCAUCAUCCCACGGGCUGUUCACCAGCUGUUUGAGGGCAUCCAGAGCAGGAGGCAGCGCGCCAAGGAGACGGGCAUCCAGCCGCCCGAUUUUAAAGUCAGCGCCCAGUUUUUGGAGUUGUACAAUGAGGAGAUCCUGGACUUGUUUGACGGCACCAGAGAUCCCGAGAGUCGCAGCAGGAAGUCCAACAUUAGAAUCCAUGAAGACGCCAACGGCAGCAUCUACACCACAGGGGUCACUUCCAGACUGGUGCAGUCAGAGGAGGAGCUGCUGCAGUGCCUGAAGCUCGGGGCUCUGUCCCGUACCACAGCCAGCACACAGAUGAACGCACAAAGCUCCCGCUCGCACGCCAUCUUCACCAUCCAUGUCUGUCAGAUGAGGGUGUUUCAACAGCAGGAGAUGCAGAACGGAGGAGAGAACACGGAGGUGAACGGUGUAGACUCUUCACCCAUUGCCCAGCCAGAGUACGAGACACUGAUGGCCAAGUUUCACUUCGUAGACUUGGCGGGCUCUGAGCGGCUUAAACGCACAGGCGCCACCGGAGAGCGGGCCAGAGAGGGAAUCUCUAUUAACUGUGGGCUGCUUGCUCUUGGGAAUGUGAUCAGCGCUUUAGGUGAUCAGAAUAAGAAAGCAGGACACGUCCCAUACAGAGACUCCAAGCUUACGCGACUGUUACAGGAUUCGCUAGGAGGCAACAGCCGCACGGUCAUGAUCGCCUGCGUCAGCCCGUCGGACCGUGACUUCAUGGAGACGCUGAACACGCUGAAGUACGCCAACCGUGCCCGAAACAUCAAGAACAAGGUGGUGGUGAACCAAGACAAGACCAGCCAGCAGAUCAACGCUCUGCGGGCGGAGAUAGCCCGGCUCCAGAUGGAGCUGAUGGAGUACAAGGCGGGAAAGCGUGUGGCGGGUGAGGAAGGUUCAGAAGGCUAUAGUGACCUAUACCAGGAGAACACCAUGCUGCAGAGGGAGAAUGACUCUCUGAGACUGAGGGUAAAAGCCAUGCAGGAGACCAUCGAUCACCUCAACACUCGGGUGACACAUAUGCUGGCCAAUGAGAUCAGCACUCUGCUCACCAAGUCAAGUGAAGGCAAUGAGGAGAUUGGAACGCUCAUACAGAACUAUAUCCGAGAAGUUGAAGAACUCAGAUCCAAACUCCUCGAGAGCGAGGCCAUGAACGAGUCGCUGCGACGGCAGGUGGCCCGGCUCUCCUCUCGCUCCUCGUUUCCAGCCUCUGCUCUAAGCCCCGCCCCCGGCCAUCCCCAGGGCUCCUCCCCUGUGUCCUUGUCCAUGGAGGCCGAGAUGACGGAUGUGCUGCGACGUGCCAAGAUGGACAUCGAGAGACUGAAGAAGAAGGAGAGACGACAGAGAAGACUGAGCCCAGAGUUGGAGAAGGGUCUGAAGAAACGAGUAAAGCUGCACUGUCAGGAAAACGGACAGAAUGGAGAGAUCGAUUCAGACGACAACACCACCGAGGACAUCAUGUCUCCGCUGCAGGAGGAGAGCGGCUGUGAGGAAGAUGAAGGCGAGGAUGAAGAGGAGGGCAGGGACGAGGAAGACGAUUUCGACAGUGAUGAGAGCCUGGUGGACUCAGAUUCUGACUCGGAUGAGAAAGCCAACUUUCAGGCAGAUCUGGCCGACCUGACCUGUGAGAUUGAGAUCAAGCAGAGGCUGAUAGACGAGCUGGAGAACAGCCAGCGGCGGCUGCUGAUGUUAAAGCUGCAGUACGAGGAGAAGCUCAUCCUGCUGCAGAACAAGAUCAGAGACACGCAGCUGGAGAGAGACCGUGUGCUUCAGAACCUCAUGUCCAUGGAAAACUACACCGAGGAGAAGGCCAGCAAAAUCAGGCAGGAGUACGAGAAGCGGCUGAAAGAAAUGAACCGGGACCUGCUCAAGCUGCAGGCAGCCCAAAAGGAGCAUGCACGUCUCCUCAAAAACCAGGGCAGGUACGAGCGGGAGCUGAAAAAGCUGCAGACUGAGGUCAACGAGAUGAAGAAGGCAAAGGUGGUGCUGAUGAAGCAGAUGAAGGAGGAGCAACAGAGGAGGAGGAUGGUAGAGGCUAAGAGGAAUCGAGAGAUUGCUCAGCUAAAGAAGGAGCAGCGUCGACAGGAGUACCAGAUCAGAGCGCUGGAGUCUCAGAAGAGGCAGCAGGAGCUGGUGCUGCGCAGGAAGACCCAGGAAGUGACGGCCCUGCGGCGCCUGGCCAAGCCUAUGUCGGAUCGUGUGGCAGGGCGGGUCGCCCGUUGGAACCAAACGCCCCCCGUUACGGACUCUGGAGCUGACUUGUCAACCAGCACGACGGCGAGCGGCUCUGAGGCGGAGACUGCGAGGACCGUGAGUGGGCUGGUGCGGCAGUGGAACAAUAAGAACAACGCGUACGGAUACAUAGCGGAGAGCGAGGGGAGUAUGGAUGGAACGCGGGUGAUUAGCAAGAAGAUGAUGCAGAGGAAACCAGCAGGCCUGGGCAGCACUGCUGCUGCAGGCAGAGCCAACAGUUUCUCCAAGGCUGCCCGCCUGAAGUGGCAAACCCUGGAGCGCCGCAUAAUGGACAUCGUCAUGCAGAGAAUGACCAUCUCUAAUGUGGAAGCAGACAUGGAUCGCCUUAUCAAGAAGCGAGAAGAGCUGACAAUGCAGCAGGAAGCUCUCUCUCAUAAAAGGGAGGUCCUGAUGGCUGACGGAGAGGGGCCGGAGGCCGAGGACCGCCUCCUUCAGGAAGUUAACGAGGAGAUCGAAGUGCUGAAUGCCAAUAUAGACUACAUCAAUGAUAGUCUGUCUGACUGUCAGGCCACCAUCGUGCAGAUAGAGGAGACCAAGGAUGAGCUGGACUCAGUGGACACCUCAGUGGUGAUCAGUUCCUGUUCGUUGGCUGAAGCACGCCACCUGCUGGACCACUUCCUGAAGGCCUCCAUUGAUAAGAGUUUACAGGUGGCUCAGAAAGAGGCACAGAUCCGACUUCUGGAGGGCCAGCUGAGACAGACUGAUGUAAUCGGCUCCUCCCACAACCAUAUGAUUCUGGACGCGCUGAGAGAAAAGGCAGAAUACAUCCCUGAGCUCCAGGCUCUGAUCCACAACGUCCAGCAAGAAAAUGGUUAUGCCAGCACAGACGAGGAGCCCUCAGAGUUCAGCCAAGCCUCUGACAGCAGUGUCUCACAGAUGAAGGAAUCCAACAGCCAGGAUGAUUUUAAAAUAAAGACGGAGCCUCGCCUGUCGGUUCAGAUGAAGGCGGUGUCGGCGGAGUACCUCGGCCCUGUCCUGGACCCCUCAUCAGGCAGCAAGCAGCAGCACAUCACAAAGUCUCUAGCCUCUCUGACAGAUAUCCAGGAGGAUGGCUUAAGCCUGAUUCCAGGCAGCCUGGCGCUCAGCGUGCCCCUCAGAGACCCUUUCAACAGGGACAGAGUGUCCCGCACCAUCAGCCUUCCUGUCAGGGGACACACUUUUCCCAGGCAGUCUCGAGGUUAUGACACUUCCCCCAUAACAAGACGGAAAUCUUACGACCGAUCUUACAGGCCCACUGAUGGCUACACCCCCCCUUCCUCCCCUCCUCUACGGACAAGGAAUGAUCGCAAUGUCUUCUCUAGACUGACCAGCAACCAAACACAAGGUUCUGCUCUGGACAAGUCGGAUGACAGCGACUCCUCGCUCUCCGAGGUGCUCAGGGGUGUGAUCAAUCCUAUCGGGGGGGUGAAGGGGGGUCGGACAGCCCCCCUGCAGUGUGUUUCUGUAGCUGAGGGCCACUCCAAGCCGGUUCUGUGUGUGGACGCCACGGACGAGCUGCUUUUCACUGGAUCUAAAGAUCGCACCUGUAAGAUGUGGAAUCUGGUCACAGGUCAGGAGAUCGCCACCCUGAAAGGCCACCCAAACAAUGUGGUGUCUGUAAAAUAUUGCCCCUCUUCCGGUCUGGUCUUCUCUGUCUCCACCUCGUACAUCAAGGUGUGGGACAUCCGUGACUCCGCCAAGUGCAUUCGCACGCUCACAUCAUCGGGGCAAGUGGUUUCAGGAGACGCUUGUGCUGGAACAACCACCCGGACAAUCACCUUUGCUCAGGGCGAAUGUCAGAUCAACCAGAUAGCGCUCAACCCGUCAGGAUCUGUGCUCUAUGCUGCGGCUGGGAAUAUUGUUCGUAUGUGGGACCUCAACAGGAUGCAGGGGACAGGCAAGCUAACGGGCCACAUUGGAUCUGUCAUGUGUCUGACUGUGGGACAGUCUCUGCUGGGCAAAGACCAAGUCAUCACUGGCUCCAAAGACCAUUAUGUCAAGAUAUUCGAUGUGGCCGAAGGAACUCUGGGUAACAUCGGUCCCGCUCAUAAUUUUGAGCCUCCGCACUACGACGGCAUUGAAUGUUUGGCCGUUCAAGGAGACGUUCUGUUCAGCGGCUCGCGAGACAACGGCAUCAAGAAAUGGGAGCUGGAGCAGCAGGAGCUCAUACAGCAAAUCCCAAAUGCCCACAAGGACUGGGUCUGCGCACUGGCCUACGUCCCCGGCCGGCCCAUGCUGCUGAGCGGCUGUCGGGGCGGCAUGCUCAAGGUGUGGAAUGUAGACAACUUCACGCCCAUAGGAGAGGUCAGAGGUCACGAGAGCCCGAUUAAUGCCAUAUGCACCAACUCCAGACAGAUCUUUACAGCUUCCAGUGACUGCAGGGUGAAGUUGUGGAACUAUGUGCCAGGCUUAACCCCAUGUCUUCCUCGCCGGGUCCUGGCCAUCAAGGGCCGAGCCACCAGCCUCCCAUGAUUGCCUGUCCUCUGCACACCGACCCUCCUUUCCUCUGCGACAAGACGGUGAAGAUCUGGUUGUCAAAGGUGUGGAGGAAGAGGUGAGAAGCAGAGCGGCUGUGGAUCCUCUGUCAGCCAUCGUGCUGCAAAUGGCAGCCGCUUCCAGCGACACGAUGUGACGCCGCAGCCACAGUUUCCAGAGGCAAUCAAGGUGUGGAUCGCACAGAAAAAUGGUGGAUCGGGAAGUCAAAACAUAUGCCUUUCAGAUGUUUUUUUAACUUUCAAAGUGCCAUUCUGCUGUGGUGCUACUUGGGGAUAAAUGUUGUCAUCCUGGUGAAGCAUCCACCCAGCAAAACAAUUUCUCACCUGACAUGAAAACAACCACCUGCAGCCUGGUACUAAAUGAAAGUGCCCUUCUGUUUUUUUUUUCCACCAAGGUUUCAGGCAGUGAGAGAUGAAUCUGCUCAUGUAUCUGUGGGACUGAGUGUUACAGUAUUAGCUACUGUCUAUCCAACAAUAUGGCUGUUUAGAUACGGAAAACAUCGGACAGUCAUGUUUAAUGAUCAUGGCGGUGGGUCCCUGGACUGUUAUCAUUCUCCACCCAAAAAUCACUGGAAUUCACCACUAUUUGGUGUCCAUUUUUUUUUUUUUUUUGCCAGGAAUAUGACUGAAAGUUAAUCAUGUUUUUGUUUUUAUUGUAAAUCCUAAGUUAUUGUUUUUCCUACCUCAUUCACUUUGACCUUUGACCUGAGGUGGGAAGGAACAUUUUUUUACGGGUCUUUGUGUGUAAGCAGUUGGUGCUUUAUGAUUUCAACUGUGUAUGGACAUGUCCCCCCCCCCGUUCUCCCUGGUAAUCCCACCGUCUGUUUUUCUGACGAAGCAGAUGUUAAACUCUGGCCG
Cyprinodon variegatus (sheepshead minnow) is the source of this 6281-nucleotide messenger RNA. It is a transcript of the gene kif21b, whose product is annotated as kinesin family member 21B. Lineage: Eukaryota; Metazoa; Chordata; Actinopteri; Cyprinodontiformes; Cyprinodontidae. The transcript has 35 exons. Gene Ontology annotation, molecular function: microtubule motor activity; ATP binding; microtubule binding. Bases 343 to 5400 code for a protein of 1685 amino acids. The record is from RefSeq and is a predicted model, not a curated record. Gene Ontology annotation, biological process: mitotic spindle organization; microtubule-based movement.